Molecule: messenger RNA, 1092 nt
Organism: Candida tropicalis MYA-3404
Lineage: Eukaryota; Fungi; Ascomycota; Pichiomycetes; Serinales; Debaryomycetaceae
Gene: TFB3
Product: TFIIH/NER complex subunit
Exons: 1
Coding region: 1-1092 (363 amino acids)
Biological process (GO): regulation of transcription by RNA polymerase II; nucleotide-excision repair; positive regulation of cyclin-dependent protein serine/threonine kinase activity
Cellular component (GO): transcription factor TFIIH holo complex
Molecular function (GO): cyclin-dependent protein serine/threonine kinase activator activity
Source: RefSeq, a predicted model, not a curated record
AUGCUACAAACAGCCGAAGGUAUGUUUAUAACUAAUAAUUUGACCAAACCAUACAUGAAUGAAACACUAACAUUAUCAUUAGAUGAUCAACUUAAAGAUAUGUGUCCUAUUUGUAAAACGGACAAGUAUUUAUCACCAAAUAUGAAGUUUCUAAUUAAUCCAGAAUGUUAUCAUAAAAUAUGUGAGAGUUGUGUGGAUAGAAUAUUUUCAUUAGGUCCAGCACCUUGUCCAUAUCCUAAAUGUGGGAAAAUUUUAAGAAAAAAUAAAUUUAAACAACAAAUAUUUGAAGAUUUAGUAAUUGAAAGAGAAGUUGAUAUUCGUAGAAAAGUGAAUUCUAUAUAUAAUAAAACUGAAGAGGAUUUUCCUGAUUUAAAAGAAUUUAAUAAGUAUCUUGAAGAAGUUGAAGAUAUUGUGUUUAAAUUAAGUAAUGGUAUUGAUGUUGAACAGACAGAAGCAGAAUUGAAUAAAUAUGAACUGGAACAUAAAUUAGAGAUUUUGGAAAGAAAUAUGAGAGAAUCUCAAAAGAAUGAUGAUUUAACGAAAUAUAGAGAAGCUAUGGAAAGAUUAAAACAAGAGAAAUUGAAAAUCCAGAAACAAAUGGAAAUCGAAGAUUUAGAAUAUCAGAAACAACAACAACAAGAAUUAUUAGAUAAAAUGACUAAUAGUUCAUCAAGUUCUGAAGAAUUGAUUAAGCAACAACAAAAUCAAAUGUUGAAGAGAUCUAGUUUAAGAAGAAAACAAUUACAAUCUAUAAAUAUUCAAUUAGAUCAACAAUUCAAUCAAUCAAAUCCAUUUCAUAAACAACUUGCUGAAGAUAUUCUGGCAGUACCAUUUACUCCAUUCCAAGGAGAUCGUGAUUUGAAUAAAAAAUAUACUUUAUUACCUGUACCUAAUGAAGUUGACAAGAUCUUGGAUAUUGAGAAUCAUAUUAGUGAUAGUUAUUUCGAUCCUUAUAUUAACAAAUUGGCCAAAAAUAAGACAUACCUUGGUGGUGGAUGGAGAUUACGUAAUGUCUUUGAACAGGCAUUAGAUGAAGCAUUUAUUGGUUUGGGAUGUAAUAUAGAAUCAGAAAAAAGUAAUUAUACAUUAUAG